CGUCGCCCUCGUGCCCUUCCUCCCUCCUCCAUUCCUUCCCUCGCCUUCCUCCUCCCGCCGGCGCCGCCCGCCUCCCCGCCCCCGGAUCGCCGGCGCGCGCUCGAGAGAUGCGGGAAAUGCUCGAUCCUCCGCCGCGCCGCGGCCCGGCCUUCAAGACGAAGCUGUGCGCGCUGUGGAGGCGCGGCCCCUGCCCCCGCGGCCCCUCCUGCGGCUUCGCCCACGGCGAAGGCGAGCUCCGCACGCCGCCUCCCCACUCCACCUUCCCGCCGCGCGCUGGACCUGAACAGCGUGGCAUUCCUGCUGGUUAUUCCAUUGAUUUUACCACCCAAAUUAGCUGUCACCUGAGCAGAUUUCUUAGGAUUGAUCACUUCCAGAGGAUGACUCGUUCUAUUUGCAUUGCUUUCCUUUUCAGUCAGUGAACAUAUAUUUUGUGGUCACUUGCAUGGCCAUCCUCUUACCAGAGAACUUUAUUCAGGGAUAUCACGUGGUUCCUCAUCUCAAUCAGAUGCAUGAUAAGUUCAGUUUGCAAAAACCAUAUUGUUCAGCUUUGCAACCAAUUGUUCUUUGAAUAUGCUAGGAGUUCUGAGUUUUCUUCUUCGGCUUUAUUCUUGCCUGUCAUUCCAAGUGCUAUCACUGAGCAAGAAUAAUUAAAGUCAAUAUGGAAAUAUCUGGACAAGUUAAAUUAGAUUUACUUGGCGGUAUUGGAGUUGUGGAAGAUCUUUAUUCAUGGUAAUGAAAGCAUGAUGUCCAAAUCUGGAGUAUCAAUCAAUUUCACUUCAGAUGACUGAUGUUGCAAGUGCUGGAUCUAUUUUUAAGCGGUGCACCGCAAUGUGUAAUCAUAUGUUGGUAUCUCUUCUUGCAUUAGUCUUAUUGGCUCUUCCAUUUAAUGGCCUUUGGGGUUAUCCUGGACUCUCUACUACUUAUUGCUAAAUGACUAAUCAUAUGGCUCAAGGUUGUGGGGGGCGAGAUCAUAGAAUUCAUGAAUUUAGAGGCAGGCCUGAGAGAAGAAACUCACCCCGGCGGAGGUAUUCCCCUGACAGAGAUACCAGAGGCCAUUUGUUUCGUAACAAGAUGCCACCACAUUCUCGAGGAUCUAGUCAAUCAAGAUCUCCCAUCAGGAAGAGUGAGAGAAGGCCUAAGAAGAAAGUUGAUGGUGAUAAAAGUGAUUCAUCAGGAAGUUUCAACACCUCUGAAAAUGAAGAUAGAAAAAAAGAUGACAUACAUUCCAGCAGUGAUGAGAAGGAUGACGGCGAAGCAAAGCUGAAACAAAUUGCACUGGAUAUGAAAGCAUUGCAUGAAGAUAAAUCUAAACUACAGACGAUAUUGGACAAGAAAAUCGACGAAGCAGGCAUACUUUCUGGCAGAGUAGAUGAUCUUGAAUCACAGUUGAACAAAGAGAAAGAAGAUUGUGAAAGGAUGACCUCCAAAAUAAAGAAACUCAUCAAAGCAUAUGGGCGUUACGUGAAAGCACAGGAUGAUUUAAAAAGGUCUCAAGGCCGUUUUGAGAGGUUGGCUGAUUCGCUUGCUUCUGAUUCCUUGAAAUCUGGUACCAAAGAACAAGGGUCGAGUGUGAAUGCUGGUAAUGAUGACCCAUAUAAUGCUUAUGAAAUGAGCCCAGAUGAUCAGCGACAGAAGAAUGGUUCAGCAGCUAGAAAAAGAUCUGCUGCCCUUUCAACAAGCGAAGAAGAAAAAACUGGAAAGAAAAGGAGAGUGAAUGGUGACGAUAUGAUCCACGUGUCAGGGAAAUAUAGAUCAGAAGAUGCUCUGGAGUCUUUGAAAAAUAGCAAAGGAACUGAAUCUCUGAAGAAAUUAGGGGAUGAUGACAAUAAUGACGAACUAAAUGUCAUUUCUUCUGGCAAUGAUUUUACAGACAGGUACAAUGGCAACGAGGAGGAUGAUCCUGUGGACUUGUAGACUUGGGUGGUGGGUGGCAGAUUUCAGCACUAAGGAGUUAGAUUGAAACAUUGAAUGGACGAAAACCUGGGUUGCUUUGAAACCCAGUGCUUUUGCUAUAUCAUAUCCAGUUCUCUAUACAUCGGGCGGUCGAAGCUCAGUGUCCCCGCAGCUGUGCUCUGCAGCAGUUAGCUUACGUGAAGACAGAUAUUAUAGUAUUGCCAAAACAUAUUUUGCCUCAUGUGGAAGUUUUCUUCUUAAUAUCGCCGGAUCUUGAAGUUGCUACCUGAGCUUGUAUGGACCCUAUGACAGCCCUUCCUGAUAUUGUUUAGAGGUUUUGACACCCCUCACAUGUUACACUGCUGCUAUUUUAAAGGCCUACUUGUGCCUGUGGAAGUGAAAUGCAUUACUAUAUCACAUGCCACCUAUAUUUGCAAUGCAAUGCCAAUUUGGUCCCUGAACUUGAGGGUUACACAUUUA
Molecule: messenger RNA, 2373 nt
Organism: Triticum aestivum (bread wheat)
Lineage: Eukaryota; Viridiplantae; Streptophyta; Magnoliopsida; Poales; Poaceae
Product: zinc finger CCCH domain-containing protein 13
Exons: 11
Coding region: 931-1914 (327 amino acids)
Molecular function (GO): metal ion binding
Source: RefSeq, a predicted model, not a curated record